CUCUCUCUUCUUUCCCUUUCUCACUCACUAGUAGCUUAAAAGCACAGCACCACCGCCCCUCACGCUUCCUUUUCCUCUCUCAUAGGGUUCUGCAUUCCAAUCUCUCUCCCUCAUUUUGCUUUUCUCAGCCCCUCUGCAACUCCACAAGAGUAUAUGGUUGUUCGGAUAUUUGCUUGAGGAGGAGGAGGAGGAUACAGAGUGAAAAUGUCAGCCAGGGGAGGGUCGUCGCAGCAGAAUCCACAGCUGCAGCGGCGGAUUACGCGCACUCAGACGGUGGGGAAUCUCGGGGAGUCUGUGUUUGACAGUGAAGUAGUGCCGUCGUCUCUGGUUGAAAUUGCUCCCAUUCUUCGAGUUGCCAAUGAAGUGGAGCCUAGCAACCCGCGUGUCGCCUACCUCUGUAGGUUUUAUGCUUUUGAAAAGGCUCACAGGUUGGAUCCUACUUCAAGCGGACGAGGUGUUCGGCAAUUCAAAACUGCUCUUCUACAACGUCUCGAAAGGGAAAACGAUCCAACAUUGAUAGGACGAGUUAAAAAAAGUGAUGCACGUGAAAUGCAAAGUUUUUAUCAGCAUUACUACAAAAAGUAUAUCCAAGCUUUGCAAAAUGCUGCUGACAAAGCUGAUCGUGCACAGCUUACAAAAGCAUACCAAACAGCCAAUGUUCUCUUUGAGGUUUUGAAAGCAGUAAACCAGACACAAUCUGUGGAAGUUGAUCGUGAGAUAUUGGAGACUCAUGAUAAAGUUGCAGAGAAGACAGAAAUAUAUGUCCCUUACAAUAUUCUACCUCUUGAUCCUGACAGUGCGAAUCAGGCUAUCAUGAAAUAUCCAGAGAUUCAAGCUGCCGUACAUGCACUUCGAAAUACCAGAGGUCUUCUUUGGCCUAAGGAUUACAAAAAGAAAAAGGAUGAAGAUGUCCUUGACUGGCUUCAAGCAAUGUUUGGUUUUCAGAAAGAUAAUGUGGCAAAUCAAAGGGAGCAUUUGAUUUUACUACUUGCAAACGUACACAUACGGCAGUUUCCAAAGCCUGAUCAACAACCGAAGUUGGAUGAGCGUGCUCUAGAUGAAGUGAUGAAGAAGCUUUUCAAGAAUUACAAGAAAUGGUGCAAGUAUUUAGAUCGCAAAAGUAGCCUGUGGCUACCUACUAUACAACAAGAAGUGCAACAGCGCAAAUUGUUGUAUAUGGGACUAUAUCUUCUUAUAUGGGGAGAAGCUGCCAAUUUGAGAUUCAUGCCAGAGUGCCUGUGCUACAUCUAUCAUCAUAUGGCUUUUGAACUUUAUGGUAUGCUUGCUGGUAAUGUAAGUCCGAUGACGGGCGAGAAUGUGAAGCCUGCUUACGGAGGAGAAGACGAGGCCUUCCUAAAAAAAGUUGUCACCCCAAUUUAUGAUGUGAUUGCUCGGGAAGCUUCAAGAAGCAAGAAAGGAAAAUCCAAGCACUCUCAGUGGAGAAAUUAUGAUGAUUUAAAUGAGUACUUUUGGUCUGUAGAUUGCUUUCGGUUGGGUUGGCCCAUGCGUGCUGAUGCUGAUUUUUUCUGCAAGCCAGUGGAUCAGUUCCAGAGUGAUUCAAAUGGAGAAACAAAACCUACUAGAGAUAGGUGGGUGGGGAAAGUAAAUUUUGUUGAGGCUCGUUCAUAUUGGCAUAUCUUUAGAAGCUUUGACAGAAUGUGGAGUUUCUUCAUCCUGAGCUUACAGGCUAUGAUCAUUAUUGCUUGGAAUGGCUCAGGACAACCUAGUGCAAUUUUUGAAGAUGAUGUUUUCAAGAAAGUACUGAGCAUCUUUAUAACUGCUGCAAUAUUGAAACUUGGACAAGCUAUCCUUGAUGUAAUUCUGAGUUGGAAAGCUAGACAGAGCAUGUCCUUCCAUGUCAAGUUAAGAUACAUUCUAAAGGUUGUGUCUGCUGCUGCUUGGGUGGUUAUCCUGCCUGUUACCUAUGCUUAUUCAUGGAAGAAUGCUCCUGGGUUUGCUCAAACAAUCAGAAGUUGGAUUGGAAGUAGCUCAAGUGCUCAUUCAUUGUUCAUCUUGGCUGUUGUUAUCUACUUAUCACCAAAUUUGCUUGCUGCCUUUCUGUUCCUUUUCCCCUUCGUUCGUCGGUUCCUUGAGAGGUCCAAUUAUAGGAUUGUGAUGCUAAUGAUGUGGUGGUCCCAGCCUCGGCUCUAUGUUGGCAGGGGAAUGCAUGAAAGUGCCUUUUCUCUCUUCAAGUAUACAUUAUUCUGGGUGCUCCUUACCAUUACAAAGUUAGCUUUCAGUUUCUAUAUCGAGAUAAAGCCUUUAGUUGGUCCAACAAGAACUAUCAUGAGUGCUCAUGUGUCAGCUUACCAGUGGCAUGAGUUUUUUCCUCAAGCUAAGAUGAAUAUUGGUGUCGUGAUUGCAAUCUGGGCUCCAGUUAUCCUUGUAUAUUUCAUGGACGCACAGAUCUGGUAUGCUAUAUUCUCCACACUGUUUGGGGGCAUAUAUGGUGCAUUCCGUCGUCUUGGAGAGAUUCGGACGUUGGGAAUGCUUAGAUCACGGUUCCAAUCGUUGCCAGGUGCUUUUAAUGCAUGCUUAAUUCCUGAGGAUAAAAGUGAGAUUGUGAAAAAGAAGGGACUGAAGGCUACAUUUUCCCGCAAAUUUGAAGUGAUCCCAUCCAGUAAAGAAAAAGAAGCUGCAAGGUUUGCUCAGUUGUGGAACAAAAUAAUAACAAGUUUCAGAGAGGAAGAUCUUAUAAGUGAUAGGGAAAUGGAUCUGCUGCUUGUACCAUAUUGGGCUGAUCGUGAUUUGGAGCUGAUACAGUGGCCCCCAUUUUUGCUUGCCAGCAAGAUUCCUAUAGCAGUGGAUAUGGCCAAAGAUAGUAAUGGAAAAGAUAGUGAACUGAAAAAACGGAUAAAGUCUGAUGAUUACAUGUAUUCUGCUGUCUGUGAGUGCUAUGCUUCUUUCCGAAACAUCAUUAAAACCUUAGUUCGUGGAAAUCGAGAAAAAGAGGUCAUUGAGUACAUCUUUUCUGAAGUUGACAAGCAUAUAUCAGAGGAUGAUCUAUUAACAGAUUACAGGCUGAGUGCUCUUCCCAGUCUUUAUGAUCUCUUUGUUAGGCUUGUAAAAUACUUGCUAGACAAUAAGCAGGAGGAUAGGGAUCAAGUAGUCAUUCUUUUCCAGGAUAUGCUUGAAGUAGUUACCCGUGAUAUAAUGAUGGAAGAUCACAUAUCCAACUUGUUAGAUUCAAUUCACGGUGGAUCAGGACAUGAAGGAAUGGUUCCUCUUGACCAACAAUAUCAAUUAUUUGCCUCCACCGGAGCCAUCAAGUUUCCAACUCCCGACUCAGAAGCUUGGAAAGAGAAGAUCAAAAGAUUAUUUUUGUUGCUGACGGUAAAGGAAUCAGCUAUGGAUGUACCAUCGAACCUGGAAGCUAGAAGACGCAUUUCCUUCUUCUCCAACUCUUUGUUUAUGGACAUGCCUUCAGCUCCUAAAAUCCGCAAUAUGCUUUCUUUCUCGGUUUUGACUCCUUAUUACACAGAGGAAGUUCUCUUCUCUUUGCCUGAGCUAGAAGUGCCAAAUGAAGAUGGUGUUUCCAUUCUCUUUUACCUGCAGAAAAUUUACCCAGGUUUGUGCUUUAGGUGUGCUUCCUUGUACGGCAUAUUUUCUCAUUCUCUACUAACCUUGCUACUAAAUCAUGCAGAUGAAUGGGACAAUUUUCUGGAGCGUGUGAAGUGUCUCAGUGAGGAAGAACUUAGAGGAUCUGAUGAAUUAGAAGAACAACUACGCCUUUGGGCAUCUUAUAGGGGUCAAACGUUAACAAGAACUGUAAGAGGAAUGAUGUACUACCGCAAAGCACUUGAGCUUCAAGCCUUCCUUGAUAUGGCCAAGGAUGAUGAUUUAAUGGAAGGAUACAAGGCUGUUGAGUUGAAUGAGGAUCAAUUAAAAGGAGAGAGGUCACUUUGGACUCAGUGUCAAGCAGUUUCAGAUAUGAAGUUCACUUAUGUUGUAUCUUGUCAGCUGUAUGGUAUUCAGAAACGAUCUGGCGAUCCUCGAGCACAGGAUAUAUUGAGACUUAUGACGACAUACCCAUCUCUUCGAGUAGCAUAUAUAGAUGAAGUUGAAGAGCCAAGUAAAGACAGGUCCAAGAAGGUGAAUGAUAAGGUGUAUUACUCCACCCUUGUGAAGGCUGCUCUGCCAAAGUCAAACUCUUCAGAGCCAGGCCAGAACCUGGACCAGGUAAUCUAUCGUAUAAAGCUUCCAGGACCUGCCAUCAUGGGGGAAGGAAAACCUGAAAAUCAGAAUCAUGCCAUCAUUUUUACACGUGGAGAAGGGUUACAGGCAAUUGAUAUGAAUCAGGAUAACUAUAUGGAAGAAGCUCUGAAAAUGAGAAACCUGCUUCAAGAAUUUCUUAAGCGACAUGAUGUGAGGCAUCCAUCAAUUCUUGGUUUGAGGGAACAUAUCUUUACUGGAAGUGUUUCCUCCCUUGCUUGGUUUAUGUCAAAUCAAGAGACAAGUUUUGUUACCAUCGGUCAGAGAUUGUUGGCCAAUCCUUUAAAGGUUCGUUUUCAUUAUGGUCAUCCAGAUGUUUUUGAUCGACUAUUUCACCUCACAAGAGGUGGAGUGAGCAAAGCCUCCAAGGUCAUCAACCUGAGUGAGGACAUAUUUGCUGGUUUCAAUUCUACCCUUCGUGAAGGAAAUGUGACCCAUCAUGAAUACAUACAAGUGGGUAAAGGAAGGGAUGUAGGACUUAACCAAAUAUCUCUGUUUGAGGCGAAGAUUGCAAAUGGAAAUGGUGAACAAACAUUAAGUCGUGAUUUAUAUAGGCUUGGCCAUCGUUUUGACUUCUUCCGAAUGUUGUCAUGCUAUUUCACCACAAUCGGUUUCUACUUCAGUACCUUGAUUACGGUGCUCACUGUGUACAUCUUCCUGUAUGGUCGCCUUUAUCUUGUUCUUAGUGGCCUUGAGAAAGGGCUCAGUAGUCUACCAGGAAUUCGACAAAAUAAGCCUCUUGAAAUCGCACUUGCCUCUCAGUCAUUUGUUCAAAUCGGUUUUCUGAUGGCUCUACCUAUGAUGAUGGAAAUUGGACUGGAGAAAGGGUUUCGAACUGCAUUAAGCGAAUUUAUACUGAUGCAAUUGCAGCUUGCACCUGUGUUUUUCACAUUUUCACUGGGAACAAAGACACAUUAUUAUGGGAGGACAUUACUUCAUGGAGGUGCAAAAUAUAGGCCAACUGGUCGUGGGUUUGUGGUGUUCCAUGCGAAAUUUGCUGAUAACUAUCGGCUAUACUCUCGUAGCCACUUUGUUAAGGGACUUGAGUUAAUGAUAUUGCUCCUUGUUUAUCAAAUCUUUGGGCAAUCCUAUAGGGGCACUGUUGCAUAUAUAUUGAUUACUGUAUCAAUGUGGUUUAUGGUUGGCACCUGGCUAUUUGCUCCCUUCCUUUUCAACCCUUCUGGUUUUGAGUGGCAAAAGAUUGUUGAUGAUUGGACUGAUUGGAACAAGUGGACUAGUAACCAAGGAGGUAUCGGUGUUCCACCUGAAAAAAGUUGGGAAUCAUGGUGGGAGGAAGAACAGGACCAUCUUCGUCAUUCAGGGAAACUGGGCAUCAUUGCUGAGAUCAUAUUGGCCUCAAGAUUUUUCAUUUAUCAAUAUGGGCUUGUUUAUCACUUGCACAUCACCAGGCAUACUAAAAGUAUUCUGGUAUAUGGCAUAUCAUGGCUAGUGAUCUUUCUGAUCCUUUUUGUCAUGAAGACAGUUUCGGUUGGGAGGAGAAAGUUCAGUGCAAAUUUCCAACUUGCUUUUCGGCUUAUCAAAGGUUUAAUUUUCGUAACGUUCAUCUCUAUCCUGGUUAUAUUGAUCGUCAUCCCUCACAUGACACCAAGAGACAUUGUAGUCUGCAUACUUGCCUUCCUGCCUACUGGUUGGGGUUUACUUCUGAUUGCACAAGCAUGCAAGCCGGUUGUUCAGAGAGCCGGAUUUUGGGGUUCGGUCCGAACACUUGCACGUGGUUAUGAGAUCUUGAUGGGACUGCUACUGUUUACACCAGUAGCAUUUCUCGCAUGGUUCCCAUUCGUGUCUGAGUUUCAAACUCGGAUGUUGUUCAACCAAGCGUUCAGUAGAGGUCUUCAAAUUUCUCGUAUUCUUGGCGGGCAUCGAAAAGACAGAUCCUCACGGAACAAGGAAUAGUUGUAGCAUCACAUCAGCAGGGACGGAUGUCUUACUAUUUAACUGUUUUUGUCAGCAUCAUUGUUGUUGUUGUUGUAACGUUGCUAACCUCGUAGGAUGUCUUAGUGAUUAAAUUACUUAAAUUUGCAGCAAUGCAGAACCAUUUCUAAAUUA
Molecule: messenger RNA, 6279 nt
Organism: Salvia hispanica
Lineage: Eukaryota; Viridiplantae; Streptophyta; Magnoliopsida; Lamiales; Lamiaceae
Source: RefSeq, a predicted model, not a curated record